AUGUAUACAGCUCGCUUGCUAAUAAUAACUUUAUGUUGUUUAUGCUUGCCCCUGGCCACAGCCAAGAAUGACUUUGAGCUGCAGUUUGAGAACUUUACAUGCAUCACUAAUGAGCAAGAAAAUAUUUUCGAGCGUCUGCACUGUGGGCUCAACAAAAAUGUUAAACGACGCACCAUGCACAUGGAAUUUUCGCUGCUCCAACCACUGCGCAAGCAUGAAUUUCAUAUUGCAAUUAUAAUGCCGCGACCCACUGUCAAUUUUGUGCUACUGAAUCUCAGCAUGGAUGGCUGUCAGUUUUUGGGAAAUAAAAAUCAAGUGCCCCUGUUGCGCAUAUCGCGCAGCAUUCUCGAUAGCUACAGCAACUUUCCCAGACAGUGUCCCUUGGAGUUGGGCAAAGCGUAUUACAUACGCGCAUUUCGACUGGAUUUAAAUCUAAUACCCGCGGUCACUAUGGAAACUCCCGUCCAGAUGCAAUUUAGCUACCAGCGACGACAAUUGAAGCUAAUGCAAGGUUUCAUAACCGCGCGUGUUCAACGCACCAGCAAUGCCAAGAAAAAAGAUGCUUGA
This is a messenger RNA of Drosophila busckii, 567 nucleotides long. RefSeq lists its product as uncharacterized. The transcript is spliced from 2 exons. Bases 1 to 567 code for a protein of 188 amino acids. The record is from RefSeq and is a predicted model, not a curated record. NCBI's taxonomy places the organism in Eukaryota, Metazoa, Arthropoda, Insecta, Diptera, Drosophilidae.